This is a messenger RNA of Mya arenaria, 7971 nucleotides long. Its product is annotated as endosome/lysosome-associated apoptosis and autophagy regulator family member 2-like. The coding region runs from base 149 to 3163 and encodes 1004 amino acids. Lineage: Eukaryota; Metazoa; Mollusca; Bivalvia; Myida; Myidae. The transcript has 25 exons. The record is from RefSeq and is a predicted model, not a curated record.
AAUUAUUUGCAAAAUAAAGGAAUAUUGAUUUCCUGGUGAUGUUGACAUUAAAGCAACAUAUUUAGCGUCUGAUACACAUGUCAUGCCAAUUAAUUAAAACUGUUUAAGCCAUCCACUAGAAUUAUCGAACUCGGGAACCAAGUACACUAUGAAAGUUUCACUUUUCGUCUUGGCACUGUUGUCAAUUUUCAAUUUGGCAAUUCCAGAGGAUUGUGACAAGAGUGACUAUGUUUAUAAAUACACACAAUGUGAUGUAAACGGGGACAGAUGGGUCGUGUCAGUUCCUAAAGAUGGCUGCCAACCCAGAAAGGAUGAUAUCACCGUACCUAGAAAAGGAACAAAAUGCUCAUUUACGUGCGAGAAGGGUACCUAUCUUGACAUUGCCAGUCAGCAGUGCAAGCACUGUCCAGCAGGGACAUACUCCCGGGGUAGUGCCGCUCACUUUGACGACUGGGACACACUUCCCAAUGGCUUCUCGGCUUCUACAGAAUCUAUUGCUGCAUACGAGUCUGAUGCCCCCUCUAACUGUUCCUCAUCUGAGUGGACACCAAAGAGCACAUACAUAGCGGUCACGCCAUCUGACUGUAUUUCCAAACUGACGUUCUCCGCCAGCCUGAUGAAGCCAGGAACUGUACAGUUUGAAUACCAAUAUAACUAUGGCGACACUGUCAUGUUUCAUGUCUCUGUACAGAACGAUCAAUGUCAGUCCGCUAACGACCAAGAAUCCUCCCUGUGGCCAGACAAAACGAGCGGCUCUUGGAAAUCAGACUCUCUUAAACUUAAGUCUGGUUACAAUGUUAUCACCUGGUCAGUGUUUGGAUAUGACACGACUGAAUCAGCUUCCCCUAUCCUGCUCAGGAAAGUCCAUGUAACAAACGUGGCCUAUGCAUCAGACUGUGCCAAGUGCCCAGCUGGGAGCUACAGUAGCGAAGGUUCAGAAUUUUGUUCCGAGUGCCCCAUCAACACCUACUCCAGCAAGGGGGCAGAGGUCUGUGAAAGAUGUGACCAUGACACCCAGUAUGCUGGGUAUGGGUCUACAGAGUGCAAGACCCGACCAGCCUGUAGUGAAGAAGACUACUACCACUCUAUGAAGCCGUGUGAAGAUGGCAAGACGGCCAAUGUGUACACAUGGAUCCAGCCCCAGAUCUGUAACCCAAACCUGUCGGGCUCCAUUCCACUACCCCCUGAGUCUGAGCCCAUAGACUGCAUGGCAUGUAACUCUGGCAUGACCCUUGACCCUGCCACCAAGAGGUGCACGUACUGCCCACCUAAUUUCUACUCAGACGGCACUGUAUGUAAACCGUGUGGAACUAACACUGCUCCCGAUUAUAGCUACUCCUUCAUGCGCUGGAAUUCCAUUCCAGAUGUCAUAGGGACAGCUUGUAUUCCUUUUACAGAGAAGGAGUGUAGUAAUGACACCAAGUGGCUGGCAUUUGGAGACCACAUAGAGUCCCACUUUGCUCGCGGGGAAAGUGCCUACCUUGUUCUACAGGUGAAGGUGGCUGGUUUCCGGACCCAGCAUGUAAUGGGGGAGGGAGAGUCAAGCUCGGUUGGUCAACUCAAGAUGACGUUUGAGACUCAGUGUGAGGGUUUCUGUCAGAUUGUCAUCCUCUCUGAUGACAGUGGAAAAGAGGAUGUUAUCUCAGCCUGGGAAUAUCAAACAAAGGAAACCAACUUUGUGUAUAAUUUCAAGAAGAAUACAUCGUUCACAUUGUCUGUGGCGUUCCAGAACUCAGGCUGGAUGUUAAGAGACAGCCUGAACAACUCCACUAUGAAGAUCUCCUCCCUUGAGGUCACGAACACCAUCAACGGUGGCGCAAGCAUAUGUCACACUUGUCCUAAGGGAAAAGGCCAGAACGGAUGUAUACCCUGCCCCGAUGGGCAGUACAUUGAUGUUAACACAACGUCAUGUGUAUCUUGUCCCCCUCGUACGGUUGUCCCGAGUCACAAUGCGUAUGGGGUAGAGUCAUGUAAGCCGUGUGGGAGAGGCCUCACUGUGUUCAAGGGGCGUAGUUGUAUCUCCACGGGUGUGUUUACUGACGAUCUUGGACGCACAUUUGACUUGAGGAACCUCACUGCCACGUACAAGUUUAUGCAGGGGAGCCUUCUGUUUACAUCGUCCGGUACCCAGUACUACCACGGCUUCAACAUCUCACUGUUCGGGGAACCAGACAAGUCCUUUGUCAUCUGUGAGAACAAUGUCACACAGAACGCUUCCGAUGGAGCCUCCUUUUCUCAUUUUAACGCCCAUCCGGAUCAGCCUGAUAUAACAAGUGCUAUAAACGAGCCAAAACGUCUUGUGGCGAAGAUCUGUCGCUCCACGCUGGUCCCGGCAUCAGAGGAUGGCAAGUCUGUUAUGACUACUCAGUCUACAAGCUUGGGAGAUUUCCUUGUCGAGAUCGUGCGUAAUGAAUCUGUGACCACAAUCCCCGACUCUAAGUGGAGCACAUAUACGGACAUCUACAAUGCCAGCGGGUUUGACACAGCAGAAGUUGAUAAUGACAUUCAGGUGCAUUUCAAAACAGACAGUGGUACCCAUGCCUGUCCCAAUGGUCGUCACACACUGAUCUCGCUGCGCUGUGACCAGGAUGCGAAGGGUCAGGGGGAGAUAAAAUUGCCACCCUCGUGUCCAGAUGCAACUUGUAAUGGGUGUGUGUUCCACUUCCUGUGGCUGACACGUGCCGCCUGCCCCGUGUGCAGGAAGGAAGACUUUGAUAUGGUGCUGGGCAUGUGUGAAAAUGGCUACCAGACAGUCCACUACAUCAACUCUGGGAAAUGCCUGGUACCAGACAGCCUCCAGGGAAUCAAGGAACAAAAGAAGUGUAUUAUGCUUCUUGCUGCUCUUCCCAUUGCUUUCCAGAUAGCGAUCCCCAGUGUUCUUGGCUUGGUUCUGCUCUGUUUCUUUGUCGCCUGCAUUCUUUGGAGAAAAAACCAGAAGCUUGCGUACCGAUACAUGAAGCUGGUGGAGAACUCUCAGACUGGGGAGGUUGAGCUGCCGGGAGCGGACAGCUGUGCUCUGGAGGAAGAUGAACAUGAGGACGGAGACUCAGUGGCCAUCAGGGGCGGCAAGGGAGCCAGGUUCUUUAAGAAACUCACUAACAAGAUUAAGAAGGAUGAUGCCUUUGAGUCAGCUGUUUUGAACGAGAGAAUGCCACUGACAUAGGAUACCAUGCUAACAGUGACCAGGGAAAUGUUGCUACACCAAAGUGAUUUUACACAAAGAUUUACCCAGAUUUUCAAUUGUUAAUACAAAAAUCUUUAUGAACCCUACAAGUUAAAUUUUGGCAGUGCAGUUCAAGGUCAAACUAACUCUUUAUUGUUUUGAAGUAUUUUGUACAGGUACCCCUGAUAUUUGUUUCAUUCUAUGAUUGGGCCUUGCCCUUUGAAUAUCUAAUAACUUAGGAUUGGUUUUUAGCUUAUUAACAUAAUAUCAUUAAUCAGAAUGUGUGUUUCUAUGAAACUGCCUUUACUAAUCUCACAAGGUUAAUUUCUGGCCAGUCAACACUGGUAAGAAUCAAUCACAUAUUUUUAUGAUUUUAAAUCAAAAUGUGUAUUAUUUGUAACAUUGAGUGGUCCUUUUAUACGCCUGUUAUUUAAAAACAGGACAUUUUAUAGAUAAACCUGCGGCAAAUGGGCUGGCGUCCAGUAUCUUGUCCGUUCAAUUAAUUUAGAAGCCUUUAUUCAAUCAUCACCAAAUUUGGUCACAAUGUAAAUUGGCUUUAUAUCUUGGACAAGUUCAUUAGCCAGUCAUAUUGCUUUUAUCAUCGGAGGGUUAUCACUCUUUAAUUAUAGAAAUUACCAUGGAUCUUUUCUGCUCAAUAACUUUAGAAGCCUUUGUCCAAUCACCAAACAAAAUGGUGAGAUGGUCUAUUGGAAUUAUAUCUCGUACAAGUUAAAUAACCAGCCACAUCACUGUAGUCACUCAAGAGUUAUUGCCAUUUAAUUUGUCUAAAAAUAUGUCUUGUCUGAUCCUUUAUUUAAGAAUUCUUAGACCAAGCAUCACUAAAUUUGGGCAUAUGUUUUAUAGGAACAAAUAUUUGGACUAGCAAUAUAGUUUAAGUCUUUCAAUAGUAAUCACCGUUUAUUCAUAUAAAUUACCUAAAAUUAGUCUUGUCCAAUCAAUUACUUUAGAAACCGUAUCGAAUCACCAAAUUUUGGUCAGAAUGUGUAUGGGCAGAAUAUCUUUGUAAGUUUGAUAUCUAGCCAUGUCACCUGAGUCACCCUAGAGUUAUGACCCUUGAAUUGGCAAAACUGUAUUUACAAUGUCCACUCUUAAAAUUUGGUUGAACGUUCCACCACUUAUCACCAAACUUGGUAUUGAUGAAUUAUGAUGGGGGUAUUUUGUGACAGUCAGAGCUCAUGUUACACAUGUUUUGGGUUGAAUAGUUUCGAUUAUUCGUCUACUCAUUUGUUUCUUUCUUACUUUGGAACUUGUUUUGUUGAUUGUGUUCAGAUAGUUUAAUAAUUAAAUAAUGAUAAUUAUUGAUACUGAUAAAUAUGAAUACUCUGUUUUUUAAUGAAAAGAGCUAUGUUCUACAAUUAUUAUUUUUUAUGUAAAAGCAAAAUGAACACAUUCAAAGAGUUUUAUGUAAUAUUGAAGUAUGGAUAAUCCAAGAAUCUCAUGUGAUAGUGAAAAAGAUAUUCCAAAAAGUUUACGUGGUAUUGAAGUUUAAAUAAUUGAAGAAUUUUAUGUGAUAUCAAAAUAUUAAUAGUAAAGUAUUUUGUGUUCAGCGAAGUCCAUUUUGAUAUUGAAAUGUGCAAUUUGUGGUUGUGUUUUGAUUUUCUAUUUAAGGGUAAUUUUGUUGUUACAUUGAACAAUUUUAUGAAGAACAACAAUUUUUACAACAUAUCUUCUAAUGUGUUCUUGUUAAUAUAUUUUUCCUUUAAGAAUCUCAUCUGUUGCCAUGUUUACGGGCAUUUGUUUGGUUUAUUCUGUUGUGUUUUUGUUUUAUUACUAAUGACAAUGGUUGUGGAAUAUUUUACUCUGACAGCAUUCAUGACAUUGUUCUGUUUUUCCUUUAUAGUAGCUGUAGAUCUGAUAUGUUUUUAUGGGUAUAAUAAGUGUAAUAAAUCUUACAUAAAUGCAUAUUUAUCAAAACUUAAUAUAUUAAUUAUUUAACUUGUCUAUUAGAUGAAAGUUAUUGUAUACAUUGAUUGCCUGGGAAGUAUAGUUUAAGACAAAUGCAUAGAAGUAGAUUGAAUAUACAUAUAUACUGUGGUCGAUUAUAUAAAAGACAGAAGACAAUUCUCAAUAAUUAUAUAGUUGAACCCCAUUGGCUUGGACUCCCAGGGACCAUCGAACGAGGAAUUCAAGCCAAGCGAAUUUGAGCCAGUGGGGUCCAACUGUAUGUUAUAUGUAUUUAAUUUUUAAGGUUGUGAGUUUUUUUUAAGUAAGCUAUUAUAGAUGUCAUCAAUGAGAAUGUAAUAUUCAAAGUUCAGACAUUUGAAUGUCUGAUGAAACAAGGAUGAUACUUCUUCUGACAAAAUACAUUCCGUGACAUUUGCCCCUUGAUGUAGAGGGAGAACGAUAGAGGGAUAUUGGUGUCCGCUUGCUCUUUCUGAUAAGUAUAGGUGAUGAUUCGGAAAUAACAAUUACUGGAAAUAUCAACAUAAAUCAUCACUCAUUUAUUUAAGAAUAGAAACUUACAUGGAUAGAUAAUAAUUGGUUAUGAGAAAUCCAUUCAAUUGUGUAUUAUUUAUGAAUUUCUUGGUUAUUUUAUCUGAGGAGACAUGCAUAUAAUGCAUUAAUUGAUGUGGUGUAGGUUUACAUGAAUGUAUUGUUAUUACAUAUGAAUUCCAUUUAAUAAAUAAUUCCAAUGUCUUUUUUUAUGUAUAAGCUAUUGUUUACUGAUAUAUAUUUAUGUCUAUGUUGUAUAUUUUGUGUAUAACACAGGUUUCGAAACUGUUCAAUGUUCUAAGUUUUAAUACAGUGAGAAGUAUUGAUAUAGUUCUGCUUUCGGUUUAGUCUGUUGCAAUAUGUCAUGUACGGUAUCUAAAUGUGUAACAUACAAUGUCAUAAUCUUAUGUUUGAUGUAUAUGUUGAAUUAAAUAUGUUUAAUAUUAAAAAAAUAAAUUAUACGAAACAAGCUGUUUAAUAAUAAUAAUUUAAGUUUUGUUUUUUGAUGUGUGUGAUUUGUAUGAUGUUUUGUACGUGAUUUUCAUGACUUUCCACAUGUUUUCUUAUUUUAAUUAUGAUCUUCUUCAACAUUCCAGUGCACCACAAUGUUAAUCCUCACACAGACAAAAUCUGCUGGCUUUUCAAAUUCAAUGAUUUACACUCUAUACAAAUAGGUUUUUCAUUAACAAAACAGCCUGGUUGAAAAUUAUUCUUUUGUUAACAGUAGCUGUUAUUUCAUUUCUAUUUUCUUUUGCAAAACUAUGAUCUAUAUAGAAACAUGCACAUGUAGAUUUUUGUUUGACAAUAAUGGAAAAGGGUUUGGUUGAGUUUGGAUUGAUGGAUUAUUUUUUUCCUAAUUUUGUCUCUUUAUAUUUCUGUGCAGUACAUAAUUGGCAUGGUUUUUUGCUUAUUAGUUUCAUAUUUCUUUUUCUUCAACUUAUAAAGAAAAAUCCUUUCAUUUUUGAAAACAGUGUGGUGUGAAUAAUGGUUUAUAUUGUCUUGUCCUGAGCGAAUGCGUGGAUAUACCAAAAAUGUGAAAAAGGCAAAAGAAAGCAUGAUUAUAAUUGUGGCUUUUGAUGUGAACGACUAAUAGGUUGGACUCAGCAUCAUUAUUACCUUGAAUGAUCUUAUCUUUGUUAUCUGUUUUCAUAAUUAUGAAUUCCCUAAAAAGAACUUGAAUUCCCAUACAACUAUAUAUGUACAAGUAGAUAAGAUUUAACUUUAUGGAUUUAAUUGUGUGUGAUAAGAUAAUCUUUAUUUAAUGUUGGUAACAUUCAAAUAGAGGAACAUUACUUAUAAUAAGUAUAAGCUAUUGUAAGAUAAAAUAAGAUUAUCCAAUAAUAAACAUACAUACAUCGUGGAAAAAGAGGAGUAAUAUAACAACAUUUAUCACAGAAUAAAAGUAAUUUCUAAGUCUGAAUAGUUUUAAAUGGAGGGAAAGAAUGCGUUGAAAUGGAUGCCUUGGAUAUACACUUUUGUGUUCUGCAUAAAUUAUGUCAUAGUCAUUUCUUAAGUGUUCUAUUCAUAAUACAGAUCCUAGUUAUAAUCCUUUCAUUUAAUUUACUGAUAUAUCUAAUUUUAUCAUCAUCUCAAUAAAUUAACAGUUUGACUCAUUGUGAGAUUUUCCAAACACUUCACUUCUAUUGCCGUUUAGGUAUAUUAUUUGUUUCAUGAACCAUUUCUUUUCAACUUCGUCCUUUUAUCUACUCUUGCAGUUUAUUCAAAUUGAUUAACCAGAAAAGUUGUAAAUAGUUGUGAUUUUAUGAAUUAUUGCUUUAUAUUUCUUCCUAGUCUGAUCACAAAACUCAUUUUCAUCCUAAUGUUUCCUUGGGAUGCAACUUCAUAUUCUUCUUGUAUCAAAUAGUAUUAAGUCUACCAUGCUUUGUCUAACAUAGGACACAGUAACUGUUGUCUACUGUGGGGGAAUCAUAUUUGCUAAUUACAAGUAUAACAUUCUGGCAGAGAAAACAAGAACUGUGCAUAAAAGGAACUUGCUAAAAAAUAUUUUCCAUCCUGGUACUUGAUAAGAACAUUUUUUUAUUUUGAUCCUCCAAUCCACACAGUAAUCCACAUUUUAUUAUAACAGAAAAUGCCCAUACAAUAUCUGACAUUUUUUCAGAUUAUUUUCUCAAUAAUCUAGUGUGCUUUUUCAAAUGUUUUUGUCUUAGAAAUGGUAUGUAAUAUCAUGCACAGUUUACUUUAUUCCCUAGUUUAUUAUGGAAGUGCAUAGUUUGUCAAUGUGUUCUUUUCCUUACGUACCUCUUAUUAAUAUGUGUAUAUUCCUCUGUACCGAUCCUGUUCAUGCUGACACAAUCUGUUUCAAUGUUUAUGCCUUAAUAAAUCCUAACAUCUUA